Molecule: messenger RNA, 2427 nt
Organism: Anguilla rostrata (American eel)
Lineage: Eukaryota; Metazoa; Chordata; Actinopteri; Anguilliformes; Anguillidae
Gene: chn1
Product: chimerin 1
Exons: 14
Coding region: 270-1661 (463 amino acids)
Biological process (GO): regulation of small GTPase mediated signal transduction; signal transduction; positive regulation of GTPase activity
Molecular function (GO): GTPase activator activity
Source: RefSeq, a predicted model, not a curated record
AGCCUGCAGUCCCCGGAGGAGAAGGGACUGGGGAUCACGUGGUACUACAAGAUGGCGUCUUCAACGCUGAUGGAUGCGGUUUGAGUGAGUCUCUCGUUAGGUACAGCAACUUAUUGCAGACACUCGCUUGUGCAAACUGGUGGCAGCCUCUUGUCUAAGUUCCAGGUGUCCCAAACAAAGCAUAUCGAAGGACAACGGGCUGGGAAGUUGGAUAUCCAUGCCUGCGCACUGUCGAGGAGGCUUUUGUCUUUCGGAAUAACAGGAAUAAAAUGGCUCUAAAUGUUUUUGAUAAUGAUGAAUACAGACCGCCAGUGUGGAAGUCCUAUUUGUAUCAGCUUCAGCAGGAGGCGCCACACCCGCGUCGGGUCACCUGCACCUGUGAGGUGGACAACAGGCCCAAAUACUAUGGACGAGAGUAUCAUGGAAUGAUCUCCAGGGAAGAAGCUGAUCAGUUGCUGAGUGUAGCUGAGGGCAGCUACCUCAUUCGGGAGAGCCAGAGGCAGCCAGGGACCUACACUUUAGCAUUACGCUUCGGAAACCAGACCCGAAACUUCCGCCUCUACUACGAUGGGAAGCACUUUGUCGGGGAGAAGCGCUUCGAGUCCAUCCACGACCUGGUGACGGACGGCCUGAUCACGCUCUACAUCGAGACCAAGGCCGCCGAGUACAUCGCCAAGAUGACAAUCAACCCCAUCUACGAGCACGUAGGCUACACCACGCUCAACCGGGAGCCGGCGCUCAAGAGACACGUGCCUGUCCUGUCCAAGGACGUCCCAGACGGGAAAGAACCCACAGGAGAAGAGGGCAGCCUAGAGGAGAGGGUAAGCCAACUCACCUCGCUGGUGCGCCGAGCCACGCUGAAGGAGAACGACCGCACGCCCAAGUACGAGAAAGUGCACAACUUCAAGGUGCACACAUUCCGCGGGCCUCACUGGUGUGAAUACUGCGCCAACUUCAUGUGGGGGCUGAUUGCUCAGGGAGUCAAAUGUGCAGACUGCGGGCUCAACGUGCACAAGCAGUGCUCCAAGAUGGUCCCCAACGACUGCAAGCCCGAUCUGAAGCACGUAAAGAAGGUGUACAGCUGCGACCUGACCACCCUGGUGAAGGCCCACAACGCCAAGCGGCCCAUGGUGGUGGACAUGUGCAUCCGGGAGAUCGAGUCGAGAGGUCUGAAGUCUGAGGGGCUGUACAGGAUAUCAGGAUUCAGUGAUUUAAUUGAAGAUGUCAAGCUGGCAUUUGACAGAGAUGGAGAGAAGGCAGACAUCUCUGUAAAUGCUUAUGAAGACAUCAAUAUCAUCACUGGUGCACUUAAACUUUACUUCAGGGAUUUGCCCAUUCCUGUCAUCACAUACGAUGCCUACCCCCGGUUCAUCGAAGCAGCAAAGCUCACCGAUCCUGACGAGCGCUUGGAGGCCCUGCACGAGGCGCUGAAGCUCCUGCCGCUGGCGCACUGUGAGACCCUGAGGUACCUCAUGGCCCACUUAAAGAGGGUGACCCAGAACGAGAAGGACAACCUGAUGAACGCGGAGAAUCUGGGGAUAGUGUUCGGGCCCACGCUGAUGCGCGCCCCGGACCUGGACGCCAUGACGGCGCUCAACGACAUCCGCUACCAGAGGCAGGUGGUUGAGUCGCUCAUCAAAAAUGAAGACAUUCUCUUCUGAAAGGGAUCAACUCGACAAAACGGUGAAUGAAGGAAUCACUUUUUCAUAUAAUGCAGCUCGAUAUCGUUUCGUUGGUGCAAAGACUCCAAUAUGAAGGUUUUUUUUUUUUUGUUUUGUUUUUUUUGAUACCGCCCCAUAUUUCCUCUUCCUGUGGACCUUUACUGAAUAACCUUGCCCCCUCCCCCCCUGUGAUGGGUGUGGAUUAUGUACCUUGAACCCAGGUCUUGCAUGUCUGCCUCCCCAUUUUUGUCGGGGGUCAUUAAAAUGGAGAUGGACCAAACAUGGCCGAGCGUCUUUAUUUUGGGAUAGCCUUUUAGCAGUAACCCAGCAUGUGUUUAAGGUUGUACAGCAUUGUGACUAUGCUCUUUUGUCCUGUGGAUGUAGCUCAUUGUUGCCAAAUGGGCACGUUGUUUUUGUGAAACACUAUGUACCUGGAUGUGACAUAGGAUACAGUAUUUUUUUUAAUGCCUUUGUGAUGAUAUAUUUGACCAAUUGUUUUUUUUUUUUUUUUUGUUUCUGUUUUUGUUUUUUGUUUUUUUUAUAUAUAUGCAGUACCAUUUUCGGUUAAUUUUGAAGCUUCUUUCUAACAGAAUCCAAGAAACCAAUGUACUCUCUUCAUGCCUCUCUGAAUGAACCCGGCCUUCAAAAUUCCAUUGUGUUAAAUUUGCAAUAUUCAGUGUUUAGUUCAUGGUUUGGUUGUAAUAUUUUUGUACUUGAUUUGCGCAUGAAUAUAUUAAUUUAUUAAAACUUGCUUUCCAAAAUGAAA